AAUACACCAAUAAUUAUUAUUAAGCGCGGAUUGCACGUAUCAUUGUACCAAACGCACAUGACAAUAAAAUGUUUUUAAAAACCGUGUGUUACACGUAUUGUAUGAAGCACGCAAAGCAAAUACGAGUUCGUGCGCGUAUUGCGUACGGAUAGGUUGGGUAUAAAAGUGGUAAUGAACGACGCACAAAUGUUUCGGUAAAAUAUGCGAGGAACCGCUAUCGUUUAGGACUUUGCAGCGGCGGUACGCGCGCCAACGAAGUCGUACCGUGCGUGUAUACAUUAUCGCGGUAUUUGGGAGACGUCAAAUUAUUAGUCGGUCGGCCGGACGGUACUGGGAAGAGCUAUUUAAUAUUAUGGCCAAGCGUAUACUCUGAACUAUUCAGUACAACUUUUGCCUGUAAACCGGAUCGGGCAUUUGUGACAAUGUUGUCGCCGUUCCGUUCGUUACCGGUUGCGCUUUGCUUUUUUGCGUCAGCCACCGCCGCGGUUUUCCAAUGUCCGUUGGGCUCGUCCGACUGGCGCUUCUCGAACGGAAAUACCAGUAUCAUGGGGACAGCAAGGGUACCCGGUGGCGUGUUCGCCGACCUCCGAGCCAACGGCGUUUUGAAGGAAGACCCGUUGCGCCGGUACAACGAUGUAGCUUAUCGAUGGGUGUCUGAGGACGAUUGGACGUACACGGUGACUUUCGACGUUGAUUCAAAUUUGGAAUUAUUCAAUAAGAAAUUUAUUAUUUUUGAUGGAAUAGAUACAAUUAGUGAAAUAUAUUUGAAUAAAAAACUAAUUGGCUCAACGAAUAAUAUGUUUGUAAAGUACACCUUUUCAGUUGAGCAGUACCUUGAGAAAGAAAAAAAUGUGCUAGAAGUCAUAAUUAAGUCGUCUAUACGUAUGGCGAACAUUUAUUUCAAUAAUUCAUCAAAUAAAAUACCACCAUUUUGUGUUCCAAAAGAAUAUAAUGGCGAAUGUCAUGUCAACUACGUAAGAAAAAUGCAAAGUUCAUUCGGAUGGGAUUGGGGACCUGCAUUUCCCUCUAUUGGAAUAUGGAAAAGCGUACGUUUGGUUAUGUUUCAAAAUAAUUUAUUAGAGAGUAUUAAAACCUAUACAAUUAGAGUAAAUGCUUCACACUGGUUAUUAAAAACAGAUAUAUAUGUCAAAUGCUUUGGAAGUAUUACUGAUGCUAAAGUUAAAUUAAUUUUAAAUACUGAACAUAAUAUUUUAAGUAAUGAACAAGAUUGUUGUAAUGGUAUAUGCGUUCAAAAUGAAACACACGCAGCGAUUGAAUUAUACGUGCCUUCGGCUGAUGUAAAUACUUGGUGGCCGAAUGGAUACGGAGAACAGCCAUUGUAUAAUUUAAGUAUAGAAUUUAAUACUAUAAAUAACAUUCAAUCAAAAAAUAUUUGUAUAGGAUUUAGAACAGUAGAACUUAUUCAAGAACCAAUAGACGAAAAAUAUCCAAAUAUGGGGUUAUCUUUUUAUUUUAAAAUCAAUGGUGUAGCAAUAUUUUCUAAAGGUUCUAAUUAUAUACCAGCCAAUAUAUUUCCAGAGAAAAUGAAUAAUAAAGAUGUUAUUAAUUAUUUAUUAACAUCAGCGAAAAAAGUUCAUAUGAAUACUAUUCGUAUAUGGGGUGGCGGAGUGUAUGAAUCUGAUGAUUUUUAUAAAAUUUGUGACAAAUUAGGUAUUAUGAUAUGGCAAGAUAUGAUGUUUGCUUGUAAUAUGUACCCAGCAAAUGAACAGUUUUUAGAAACAGUAAGGAUAGAAAUAAAACAACAAAUUAGAAGAUUACAACAUCAUCCCAGUAUAGUAUUGUGGGCAGGUAAUAAUGAAAAUGAAGCUGCAUUGAGAGGUAAUUGGUACGGAACAAGAAACAAUUUUUCUUUCUUUGCUUCUGACUAUAUUGCACUAUAUGUCAACACAAUAAAAAAAAUAGUAUCAGAGGAGGAUAAAUCAAGAUAUUAUUUGGUGUCGAGUCCAACAAACGGAUUAAAGUCUGAAGAAGAAAACUAUAUAGCAGAAAAUCCAUAUAGUGGUUUAUAUGGAGAUGUCCACUAUUAUAAUUAUGAAGUAAAUAGUUGGAGUUCAAUUUUUUUUCCAUGGACUAGAUUUGCAUCAGAAUAUGGAUUACAGUCUCUUCCUGCUUAUCAAACAUUGCAAAAUGCUCUAGAUGAAAAUGAUUUAAUUAAUUUUCCCUCGCCCGCACUAAUUCAUAGACAACAUCUACCUUUAGGCUAUGGAUUUAUGUUAUAUCAAAUAGAAUCUAAUUUACCUGUCCCAUUAAAACCAACUGUUAGUGAUUAUGUAUACUUAAGUCAAAUUGUUCAAGCUAGAGCUAUGAGAAUACAAACCGAGUGGUAUCGAAAACAUAGAAACACAUUAUUAAAAGACGGCAGAGGUUUAACAAUGGGUGCUUUAUACUGGCAGCUAAAUGAUGUUUGGCAAGCACCUACUUGGUCAUCAAUUGAUUAUGAUCAACGAUGGAAAAUGCUACACUAUAGUGCAAUUGAUUUUUUUUCACCAAUUAUUGUAGUUCCAGAAUUAGAAAUAUCAAAUAAUUUGACCAUUUAUCUUGUUUCUGAUAUGUUAGUCGACUCGGAAGUAAUUUGUAAAAUAGAGAUAUAUAGCUGGGAAAGCAAUAUACCACUUGCUACUUAUAUAUCAGACACUAUAUUAUUGAAAAAAAAUGGAGCUCAGUUAAUUAUGAACAAAAAUUAUUUUAAUUGGUUAAAAUCAAUGACAGAUAAAUGUGGGCUAAAUAUAACCCAACAGAUUCAAUCUUGUUUUUUGCACACAAAGUUAUAUUAUAAUAAUUUGAAUACGACUGAGGCCUCUCCAUCAAACUACUUGUUCCCCUCAUCACUUAACAAGAUUAUUGGUUAUAAGUCGCCUAAUAUAUUGGUUUCUAAAAUUUGGCAAGAAGACGAGAAAGAAAUUAAUAUCAAACUGGAAUCAACAGGAAUAGCUUUAUUUGUUUGGCUGAAUAUCAAUCAUAUAGAUGGUUCUUUUAAUGAAAAUGGAUUUAUUAUGUUAAACAAAACAAAAAUUGUAAAAUAUACAUCAAACAAAGAUAUAUCAUUAAAACUCUUUAAUUUAGAAAUUGUACAUCUUAGAACAAAUAGUAAAUAA
Messenger RNA from Sipha flava (yellow sugarcane aphid), 3116 nucleotides. RefSeq names its product beta-mannosidase (gene beta-Man). The transcript is spliced from 13 exons. Gene Ontology annotation, biological process: glycoprotein catabolic process; carbohydrate metabolic process. Gene Ontology annotation, molecular function: beta-mannosidase activity. Lineage: Eukaryota; Metazoa; Arthropoda; Insecta; Hemiptera; Aphididae. The record is from RefSeq and is a predicted model, not a curated record. Bases 423 to 3116 code for a protein of 897 amino acids.